Messenger RNA from Uncinocarpus reesii 1704, 2160 nucleotides. RefSeq lists its product as uncharacterized. The coding region runs from base 1 to 2160 and encodes 719 amino acids. The record is from RefSeq and is a predicted model, not a curated record. The transcript is spliced from 3 exons. Lineage: Eukaryota; Fungi; Ascomycota; Eurotiomycetes; Onygenales; Onygenaceae.
AUGUCUCGAGGCAAGACGUGCCGGUUCGGCCAGUCCGCCGGUCAGAACGGCCGUUCGGAUCGCACCGCCGCCGUGGCGGAUCGGAAUGCGCUUCCUUCCCAGCAGCAGCAGCAGAGUCCGCUCGCGAUCCCUGCUGCCGUCACGAUCCCGCCCCUGGCAUCUCCUGAGGCCACGUCGGUCCAGGCACAUCUCCUUGAGGAGCUCCAGUCGCUCAAGAAGCUUGCGAGUGACCUGGAAAGGCGCGUGUUCCAGACCACAGGCCUCCAGGACGACUGCCAUGGCGACAGCGUUGGGCUAUCGCGCCCACCCGGGGCGAGCCAGCUGGACGCGGGCAUCGCCAGGCCGUCGAGCCUUGAUCAGGUGAAGGAGGUUGUGGCCCAUCUUGAGCGUGUGUCGAUGGUCCAGAGUGCUCGGGAACCCAUCGAUGCUGAUGGCCUUGUGUUUAAGAUUGAGCGCAUUCGGAAUAUCUCGCGGACCCCCAGCUACACGGUCCAGUCGGGAAAGACGGUGCGCUGCAUAUGGCUUCCGCGGCAUGAGGAAGCGCGAGCCCUGCUUGAUAAAUUCAUCACCGAUGUCAGCUAUAUCCUGCAGGUCGUGCACCACCCGUCACUGUCGGCUAUCAUCGACGAUAUCUACCGCCAGGUCGAAAACGAGGGGACCGUCAAGCCGGGCCAUCUUGUCCUACUUCUCAGCGUCAUCGCUAUCACGACAGAGGUAUGGACUCAGAGCGACGACGUGAGAGGCGACGGCCCUUUGUUCCCGUCGUCAGCCCAUGCCAAUUCGCAAACAUCCAUGUGGAUCAAGGAGACGAUCGAUGUUCUCAAUGGCGGGCAAAACGGUCCGGCGCUGGCGCUGGAGACGAUCCAGGGGAUUAUCAUUCUGUCCUUCGUGCUCAGCAAUCUGGAAGGUGUUUCCCUUCGAUAUCGAUCGCUGAUAUCUACAGGUCUACUACUGAGUCGCGAACUGGGCCUCCAUCGUAUCGACCAUGAAUCAAACGCAGCCACUGCAAACACCACCCAGGCGGAGAUUGGCCGUCGGGUAUGGUGGAUGUUGGCCGCCAGAUACGGCGGCCCGGGCGAAGGCGUAUAUCAGGUUAACCCGCGGCAUAUGAUCGUCAAAAAGCCACGCAAUAUCAACGAUGUGGACCUUGUUGAUAACGGUCCUCAGUUGGAGCUCCCCAUCUCCCAGCCGACAGAUAUGUCAUAUUUUCUACAGCGCAUUCGCCUGGCGGAAAUCUCACGAAGCAUAGUUGACCACAACCCAAUGGCGGUGAUCAGCUUCGGGGGAUUGAGCUACUACGCGCAUGUCAUAGCCAUGGACUUUGAGCUCAGUGAGAUGAUCAACAACAUUCCUUCAUUCUUCCACCUCGACAGGUAUGAAGCCAACACGAGCUCAAUGUCCAGCGGGAUUUUCAUCCAGGCCUAUCUUCUCAACUCUGUCAUUCACACCCAGCGCUGUAAGCUGCAUCUCCGGUAUCUCACCUCCGGCCCCAAUAACAACCCAAACUACGCCUCUUCGCGAGCCACUUGCCUUACGUCCGCGCGCCAGCUGAUCCGUGCAGAAGCCCAGCUCGAGCGCGCCCAGCAUCCCUUCGUGCUCAUACGACUACGUCUAUCGGGAAUGCUCUAUGGCGUCUUCUUGGCUAGCAUUGCGUUGCUGAUGGACGCCUACAUCAACGGGGCAGGGUCACUGCAGGACGAGAUACGUCGUGGUGAUGUAGCAGAAGCCCUGCGCAUCGUUGAAGGCGCAAGGAGCCACUCGUGGGCGGCAGCAAAUCUCCAUGAAUCACUCAUGCAAGUUCUGGCGAAGUACCGUGCUCAGCAACCGCAACAGCGGCAGCAGUCACAGCAGCAGAUGCAGCAACAUAUGCAAAUGGAGCCAACGCCGCGUCCGAUGACCGGCGUAUCCACUGCUUCUUCUGCGCCAGCGAUAGAUGCCGCCACUGGACAAUCUGCCCAGCUAUCCGAUCAGCCAGCGAUAUCAUCCGCCUUGAGAGGAUUGGAUAGCGGAAAUCCGAUGCCCGAUCAAAUGUCCGCGGCCACAACUAGCCAGGCGCCGUAUUACAACCAACUGGCUGAAAGCUUGGAAGAACUAAUGUACACAGAUGGAUUCCAGUGGGAUGAUUUGUUUUCUGGCAUUGAUUCUGUUUCCUUUUUCUAG